CUCCAUGCCGAGCCCGCGCCUAUAUAUCCAUCUCCUCGCCAUCUGUUCUCCCCACGAUGGCUGAUCGCCUUUCCCAAGUGCUUCCAGGCUAGUCUUGGGUUCACCCGCUGAGCCUGAUACUCCGGAUUUCUCUUGGGCUUGUCCUGAAGCCCGCUGAGAUCCAAUUGGUCUUUUUCUCCAAUAUCCACUACUCAGCAUCCGACAAUGAGACAAAACGUCGGUGCCGUGGGCCUCGUAGCCCUCGCUCGAGUCGUCGCCGGCUGGAGCUGCGAUACCACCUCGCCUUGCCAGGCCAGCGUUGAUGCUGUCGAGGCUUGUGCUACAGCAUGCAUUCAGUCUGCUGCUGUCACCCAAGCAGCUUGUGCUACAGGAGACUAUCAAUGCCAGUGUGACAAGACAGAUGUCAUCCAGGGUGCGGCCGUCAAUUGCGUUUUGGGUGCCUGUGGUUCAUCAGCGCUGGCUGUUCUGAACGAAGUUUCUUCAUUGUGUGCUUGUGUUACUGCUCAUCCUACCACACCUUGCUCUACAAGCACAACAUUCGUCACCACAACUCAGCCGCCGUCUUCUGCUACUCCCUGCACGACAGACGUGCCACCCACAACUGCUCCACCAACUACAACACCGCCGACUACAGCACCACCCCCAACCACGACUUCUGGUUGUGAUGCGUCUUCGCCCUGCCAGGCUAGUGCCGACGCUGUAUCUGCUUGUGCAAAGCCAUGCAUUGAGUCUGCUGCCGUGACUCAAGCUAGCUGCGCUCUCUCCGACUACGAGUGCCAAUGCAGCAAGAACAGCGUUAUUCAGGCUGCAGCUAUCAACUGCGUCUUGGGUAACUGUGGAGGAGGCGCACUUGGCGUUCUCCCCCAGGUCAGCUCUCUCUGCGAUUGUGUCACUGCGCACCCAACAACUCCUUGCACAGGGGGUUCUACUACUAGUGCCCCUCCUACCACCAGCAAGCCUCCCACCACCACUGGAGGUUCCAGCUCAUCCAGCUCAUCCAGCUCAUCCAGCUCGUCCAGCUCGUCCAUCAAGUCCUCUUCAGCUCCUCCGGGAGGUAGCGGAACUACCUCCGCUCCCCCUACAACCACAGGCCCGCUAUGCACAGGAACUACUGCAGACUGUGGUGCCGUUGCCACCACAGCUGUUCCUUCUUGCGCCCAAGCUUGCUUUACGAGCGCAGCUCCAAAGAUCCCAUGUGACGUUCAUGACUAUGCUUGCCAGUGCCAGCCUGCAGCUCAGAGCUCUUUGACUCAGCUUCUGGUUCCUUGUGUUGCUACCGCUUGUCCCGCAGCUUCACUACAAGCUGUCAUUGCUGGAGCUUCAUCAGGUAAGAAUUAAGCUUGUUAUAUACAUUUUGAGAAUCCACUAUUCUAACACCUUCUCUUUCUUAGUAUGCGCUUGUGCGACAGCACCUCCUAGCCCAGGUACCUGUGCAACCUCAGGCCCUGGCGGAAGCGGUUCACAAACUACAGGACCCAGCGGAUCACAACCAACAGGACCCGGCGGAUCACAGCCCACAGGCGGAUCUACUGUCGUACCGCCACCUACGACUACGGGACCUGGUAAACCAGGCUCUACAUCUAACUGCCAGCCAGUGACUGUCCCGCCCAACUGCGGCCCCGUGGCCAGCUCAGCAGUCCCUUCGUGUGCUCAAAAGUGCUUCACAUCCGCCGCCCCUAAUGUUGGAUGUGAUGUUCAAGAUUACGCCUGCCAGUGCAAGCCUGCCGCUCAGU
Trichoderma asperellum CBS 433.97 is the source of this 1733-nucleotide messenger RNA. The record is from RefSeq and is a predicted model, not a curated record. NCBI's taxonomy places the organism in Eukaryota, Fungi, Ascomycota, Sordariomycetes, Hypocreales, Hypocreaceae.